AAGAUUUGCACAGGAAACAAUCACGUAGGGUCAGCAGGACGCGUGAUGCACCGGCGACUUGCCAUCUGAUACACCUGGAAGUAGAUACCACGCCAUCGGCAGACACCCGUCGUGGCUCCCCAAAAACAGGGCAGUCCUUCCCGCCCCUCAACCUCUUUCCCCAUGGACGAUCCGCCUGGCCAGCACGACAACACUGUGACCAAGCCGAGCAUCUGUAUCCCCGACAUCCUCUACAUCAUCUGCUCGCUGCUCGAUGUCAAGGACAUCCGCCGCUUCCGGGUAUGCUGCCACGCCUUUGCGGCGGCCGCGGCGCCGUUUGUCCACCGGCGACUCGUCAUCUACCCGCACAAGCGCGACCUGGCCAUGCUGAAGCAGCUCUCGCUCGACCCCGUGGUGGCCCCCAAUGUGCGCACCCUCGUCUGGAUCGGGCACGUCCUGCCCCGGCCCAAGCUCGACUUGGACACCUUCUCGAGGCAGUUUGAAGGGGCACGCGCCAUGAAGCGCAUGGUCAACGACCUGCGCGCCAGGCACGGCAUCGCCAGCAGCGCCGUCCUCCAGCCCUUCCAGAACGGACAGUCCCUCGUGGCCCUGACCCCCACGGGCCGCACGCCCGCCGAGACCGCCGCGCUCCAGCUCGACGACGUCAAGACCAUGUACCGCGAGUACACGGAAACCCUGGUUGAGCAGGACUUCAUGUUUGCGCACGACCUCGACACGGCGGCGCUGGGCGAGGCGGUCAGGCGGUUCACCUCGCUGCGCGAGUUCACGUUCUCGUCGUACUGGGAGUUCGCCACGCAAGGGGCCAGGACGCCAUUUGAUAAGUGCCUGGUGUUUCCUGGUCCCACGCCGUCACCAAGAGGGACGCGUGAGACGGUGGCGUUUCUGGAGGCUUUGGCGGCAGUGAGGAGUAACAACCCGUCCGCUGUCAAGCUCGAGUCGUUGACCUUGGGCUUGUUGAGCUGGCGGUUCUUUGAGGAGGAAAAGGCGGUGCUGGGCCGUGCACUCGAGACGUGUAGAGAUCUAACAACAUUCCGGAUUUGCAUCGACACUGGCAUGAAGGAGCCAGGGAACCUCGCGGGCCGUGAUCAUGAUGACGACGACGACGACUUGGACGAGGUCAAUCUGGAUCCGCUGGGUCUUGGACACAGGCACCAGCCCGACGACCACGACGGCUUUGGCACAGAGGUGCUCGAGUGCGCACGGGUGAUGUCGACAGGGAUGCUGCGCAACUUUUUGAUAUGCCUGGAGAACCUCGAGAACCUGCAAGUCUCAUUCCUAUACAACUCGGUGAAUCUGGAUUUCCCUGCACGGCUGGACGACGUGAUUCAGCCAAAGCACAGAUGGGAGUACCUAACCACGCUAAAGCUCGAGAACAUCUCGACCGAGCGGCAGGAGCUGCUGGCCGUGCUCAAGCGGCACAAGGACACACUCGAGGCUCUGUCACUGCACAACAUUGCGCUCCGCAACACGUCGUGGCUUGUGCUGCUGCCGCAGAUCCGCAAGACGUUGACGGGUUUGGUGAGCGCAAGCAUGGACGGUGAGCUUUUUGGCUGGGACGAGCGCUACGAUAUGGAGGAGUACUGGAACCUGGGCCGCGACGGCUACGGGGCGGAGCUUCGGUUCGAUCUAAAUAGAUAUCUCAAGAGCCAGGUCAUCAAGACGUGCCCACUAUCUCGGGAUAACAACGAAGCUUGACGACAACAUAUACACAGAAGACAAAAUAGAACAAUGAGACAGAAACCG
Molecule: messenger RNA, 1743 nt
Organism: Microdochium trichocladiopsis
Lineage: Eukaryota; Fungi; Ascomycota; Sordariomycetes; Xylariales; Microdochiaceae
Exons: 1
Coding region: 163-1695 (510 amino acids)
Source: RefSeq, a predicted model, not a curated record